Bursaphelenchus okinawaensis is the source of this 201-nucleotide messenger RNA. The record is from the annotation of a GenBank genome assembly. Lineage: Eukaryota; Metazoa; Nematoda; Chromadorea; Rhabditida; Aphelenchoididae.
AUGGAAGCGACGUUAAAACGAGACGGGUCACCAAGUCUUGCCAUAUUAUAUUCGGCCGAAAAGGGAAUUCGAGACGGCCCGCAGAGAAUCGGAAUCAAUCUUGUAGCCAUCACGCUUUAUCAAUUCCUCGGCCAUCAUUUCCCUUUUGGAGCUUGCACUUCUGCCAGCCGGCUUCAUCAAGAUUGUGUAGCCGAGUUGUAG